Molecule: messenger RNA, 2479 nt
Organism: Prorocentrum cordatum
Lineage: Eukaryota; Dinophyceae; Prorocentrales; Prorocentraceae
Source: the annotation of a GenBank genome assembly
UAUCAGGGCUCGGGCGCCCUCGCGGCGCGAUGGCGGAAGCGGCGGCGGCCGUCGCCGCCGCGCCCGUGGCCGCCGUGGCCCCGUCCAGGAGCAAGAAGGCCGCGGGCGCCCUCGGCAUCGGCGCCAGGAAACGCAAUCAGCUCGCGACGCUGCAGAGCCUCGUCACCAAACACGUCGUGGACCCUGCGCUCGUCGAGAUCGCCGAAACGCAGGACUUCACCAUCACCAGCCUGGAACGCGGCAUUCCCAGAUACGAGCAUGCCCACCUGGUGGCCGCCCUCGACGUGAUCCUCACCUACCAGCGGGACCGCCGAGCGAACGGCUGCGGGUUCAUGUCCAUGCGGAAGUCUUACAGGCACGACCCGCGCACGCGCGUCUGCGAGCUGUUCAAGCGCUGGCUGCGGACGAACGCGGCGAACUCCACCAUCGGGGAGGACGAGGUGCGGCGCAUGUGCAGCCUCUGUCGCGACAUCCUGAACUACGGGGGGCUGUUCCCCUCGAAGAAUUCGCGCAGUUUUAUGCAGACGCUGGCAGAGGUCUUCGACCACAUGCAGCUGCAGCUGAAGGAGGUCCUGAAGCGCGACCGCACGUGCGCGGAGAUGGCCUCCAGCGCGCUCUCCAUCAGCCGCAACUUGGUCUUCUCCAUCAGCCGCAGCAUUUUCUUUAAAGUACCUAUUUGAAUGUUCAGGACCAUCUUGAGCAGUAUCACCGUCAUCAUAUUCAUCAGUAUGCUGAGAUCUCCGGGAUAGCGUUUACUAUCCCCGCUGGACCCCGAACCUUCUUCUUAUCCCCAGGGGGUUCUUAUUGGGAGCUCAGGGUCAGCAACUCAUGGGGGCCUUGUCUGUCCUCGCAGCUCCAAUCUUGGAGUGCACUGGCGUGCGCCAGCGUCUGCGAAUCGAUGAAAGCGCGCCGAUUCAGCGUCGAUUGGCGUCGAUUAGCUUCGGUGCAUGUCGAUUCGCCGGAGCCAGCAAGAUAGCAUGGGAGGCUCCCAUGAGUUGCCACAGAAAUCUUAGUGGGCGAAAGACAUGUCCGCAUCCUCGGCCUCGCGGGCUGGGCCCCUGGACCGCGACCCCGCGGAUACGGGGCGUUUCUUCACGGACGCCCCGCGCGGAGCGUAUACGUGCGACCGCGUAUCCGCGGGAGCGCGCCAGGGAAUCCAGACCGGAGGGCGCGGAUACGGAGACGUUCGCCGCUUGUGAGGUCUCGGACGCGAUUUGCUACAUGCUGCUGGCGGCCACGGACCUCGCCAAGACGGACAGGCUGCCCUCGCUGGAGGUGGUGGCCCUGUGGCAGUCGCUGCCGCCGGAGAGGAACCCGCUGCCAGGGCGCGCGGACGCGGAGCUGCAGGGCCUGAUGAAGGAGCACUGGAAGACGCUGUGCGGCUCCCUCAUCGCCGAGCUGCUCAGCAUGCCCUGGGCCUUCCGGCUCUUCGGCGGCGCCAGCGCCCAGGACGAAGCGGCCUCCGCGGCGAUGCUGGCGGACAGGCCCCGGGGCGCGCCAGCGCCCGCGAUGCUCACCAACGGCGGGGAGGCCAGGGGCAGGUCGCAGUCCGUGCCGCCGAGCAGGGGCGCGCAGGACGGGGGGGACAGGACCCUGGCCCGCGCGAGGGCCUCGAGCGUGGGCUCGAGGGGGAGCAACGGGAGGGGGGCGGACCAGACGCCCAGCGGCAUCGCGGGCCUGCUGGCCCACGUGAAGGAGCAGUUCGACAAGAAUCGCUUCAGCAACAGCGGCCUGGCCGGCCCCUUCCGCGAGAGCUCGCAGGGCCACUUCAGGUCGAGCUACCUGGCCGCCGUGCAGGCCAUCGACGAGCUCAUGUACCUCCUCGGGGUGGUGCUGGUUCACUUCCAGCGCAUCAGCGAGGGCCUUGGGGACUACGGCAUGAUCCGGGUGGCGCCGUGGCUGCACCCCAUCCUAGAGGCGUUGGCGGGCAAGGUGCAGACCCUCAAGGGCUGCCUCGAGGCGGUGAACAAGGCGGUGGACCAGGAACUCGUCAUCGCCAAGGCGCGCGGCCGCAAGGUGAAGGCUCCAGCUCCCACGGACCGCCAGUCCGCCAGGGCGCACGCCUCGAUCGAGCGCGCGGUCACUGGCAGGGACAGCCACGUGUCCGCGCUGCUGCAGCUGCUAGAGGACCUGAAGGCACGCUCGGCUCCGGAGAGGCUUCCCGCCCUGAUGGACAACCUCGGCGACGCUUGCCAGCAGCUCGAGGGCGUGCUGUCGUCGCAGCAAUUCCGCCUGUGCGUGGGCGACAAGUUCCCGGACCUGCCUUCCUUGCAGAACGGGCAGGUGCUGGCGCCCCCCCUGGGCGACGGCGCUCGGCCUCCGCGGCCGCCGGCCGCCAUCGCGAGCUCCCAGGUGCAGAUCGAGGAGGUCGCGUGAGCGCCAUCUCGCGCCCGGACCAGCGCCGCGCCUCGGGGUCCCGUGAGCCCGCGGCGCGUUCGGCCGACGCAGGUCGUCGUCGUCGUCGUCGUCGUCGUCGUCG